UAUAUAAAGAGACCCUCUGAGCCAGACAAGGCAGUUUUACGCACAGACAGUUUGGCGCAGAGGGACGGACUGAGGAGCAGCUCUGUGGGUCCACUCCUCAUUCUUCCUCCUUUUCAUCGCUCUAUAUUUGCAGCUGCACCGCUGUUAAUCAUCCUCAGGGUUUUCGUCCCUUCUUUCUUUCUUUUUUAUUUGUUGGUGUUGUUGUUGUUGUUGUUGUUGUUGUUGUUUUCUGCAACAUGGGCUCAGUGCUACCCGCAGACGCUUUGGCUCUCAAAUCGGGAUUUAAAUGUCCGAGCCGCUCGCUGUCGGACGUGAUCACCUCGGACAUCCUGCACAGCUUCCUGUACGGCAGGUGGAGGAACGUUCUGGGCGAACACCUGGCGGAGGAGCGGCAGAGCGGCGGCAGCAGCGGCAGCCCCAAGACCGCCUUCACCGCCGAGGUGCUGGCUCAGUCCUUCGCUGGAGAGGUGCAGAAGCUGUCCAGCCUGGUGCUGCCCAGCGAAGUGAUCAUCGCCCAAAGCUCGAUCCCCGGAGAAGGUCUGGGCAUCUUCUCGAAGACCUGGAUCAAAGCGGGAACCGAGAUGGGCCCUUUCACGGGGAGAGUCCUGUCCCCUGAACACGUGGACUUGCUCAAGAACAACAACCUCAUGUGGGAGGUGUUCAAUGAAGAUGGCACGGUGCGUUAUUUCAUCGAUGCCAGUCAGGAGGAUCAGCGCAGCUGGAUGACCUACAUAAAGUGCGCCCGGAAUGAGCAGGAGCAAAAUCUGGAGGUGGUCCAGAUCGGCAGCAGCAUCUUCUACAAGGCAGUGGAGACCAUCCCACCAGACCAGGAGCUGCUUGUCUGGUACGGAAACACCCACAACACAUUCCUGGGAAUCCCUGGAGUUCCUGGAAUAGAUGAGGAGCACCAGAAGAAAAGCAGGAAUGAUGACUCCCACUCAUGUGACGGCACUUCCUCGUGCUCCCCCUCCUCCUCCUCCUCCUCCUCCUCCUCCACCUCCUCCACCACCACCGCCGGCCGCAUGCGCUGCGUCAUCUGCCACCGCGGCUUCAACUCUCGCAGCAACCUGCGCUCCCACAUGCGCAUCCACACCUUGGACAAGCCCUUUGUGUGCCGCUUCUGCAACCGCCGCUUCAGCCAGUCGUCCACGCUGCGCAACCACGUCCGCCUGCACACCGGCGAGCGGCCCUACAAGUGCCACGUCUGUCAGAGCGCCUACUCGCAGCUGGCGGGCCUCAGGGCGCACCAGAAGAGCGCACGGCACAAGCCGGUGGCGCCCGGCGCUGACGUAGGCUCACAGGUGUCCCCUCCUCCCCCACAGAUGACGACCAUGCCUCACCAGCACCAGAUGCCAAUGGUUCACCACAUCCCCACCAUGGUGCUAUGAUGACAGAAACACUGGAGGGACAGUCAGGCAGAACAACGAUGCACUUUAGGUUAGAGCUGUAGUGGAGAAGUACAGGGGACUCCUGAUCAGACAAGGGAACAAAUGAGUUGAUGUGACAGUAAAGCAUCUCACACAGAACAUUUAAACUGUUUGCCUUAUUUGUAUUGAUUGUUUCUUUGGCUAUCACGUGACAAAACCCCAGCAGAAGGAUGUUUUAAUGUUUGUAUUUCGGAAGCUGAAAUAUACUGAAAAAACACCUCUGUCCAGAUUUUACUAAUAAUUCGUAAUCAGUGCUUCUCUGUGUGAUCUCAAGAACUCAACACGUGUCAAAUGUCACGGCAAACCAGAGACAAUACAGAUAUGUACUACGUUUUACACCAUUGCAUCACAUCCUCACCAGCUCAGGUGAAAAGAACCUUUGGUCAGAGAUUUGUAGAGUCAGUAGAAACUAUGAGGGACGUGGCUACCAGUGUACAUCGUUGCAGCUGCAUUGUUCCACACUGUAAACUGAGAAAUGUCACUUUAACCUUGUACAGACUGUAUUCUUUUGAGAACUGUGUAAUUGUAAAAUUGUAUUGUAUGCUAAUGUACAUGUUGAAUGUAAAUACAUUUGUGCUCUCUUCUAUUCUAAUUAAAUGAAAUGAUAUGAUAUUACAA
Seriola aureovittata is the source of this 2045-nucleotide messenger RNA. Its product is annotated as PR domain zinc finger protein 12-like. Gene Ontology annotation, biological process: neurogenesis. Lineage: Eukaryota; Metazoa; Chordata; Actinopteri; Carangiformes; Carangidae. The coding region runs from base 237 to 1388 and encodes 383 amino acids. Gene Ontology annotation, cellular component: nucleus. The transcript has 5 exons. The record is from RefSeq and is a predicted model, not a curated record. Gene Ontology annotation, molecular function: histone methyltransferase binding.